Echinostoma caproni is the source of this 1302-nucleotide messenger RNA. NCBI's taxonomy places the organism in Eukaryota, Metazoa, Platyhelminthes, Trematoda, Plagiorchiida, Echinostomatidae. The record is from the annotation of a GenBank genome assembly.
AUGAUCGGGAAUGCCUGUUGGGAGUUGUACUGUCUGGAGCACGGAAUUCAACCGGACGGGUGCCAACCGAAUGAGCACACACUGCGUGGCGCUAUGGACAACUCGUAUCGCACUUUCUUCAGUGAGACAGCAACCGGAAAAUAUGUGCCACGCGCGGUGAUUGCCGAUUUGGAACCAACUGUGGUGGAUGAAAUUCGUACCGGCGCGUAUCGGGAACUGUUUCAUCCAAAUCAGCUGAUCAGUGGAAAGGAGGAUGCCGCGAGUAACUUUGCUCGUGGACGAUACACAAAAACCAGUGAGAUGUUACCUUUAGUCAGUGAUCAGACUCGUCGAUUGACCGAGCAGUGCGAUGGCCUACAAGGAUUUCUUAUUUUUCAAGCAUUCGGUGGCGGUACAGGAUCCGGAUUUGCCAGCAGUGUCAUGCAACGUCUCAGCCGAGAUUAUGGGAAGCGGGUGAAGCUGCAAUUCUCCAUAUAUCCAGCUCCACGUAUCUCACCGGUGAUUGUGGAGCCAUACAAUGCAGUCUUGAUGACUCAUGCCACACUGGAACACAGUGAUUGUUCAUUUCUCUUCGACAACGAAGCUAUCUACGAUAUUUGUCGACGAAAUUUGGACGUGGAACGACCAACAUUCACAAAUUUAAAUCGUCUGAUUUGCCAUGUGGUGAGCGCUAUUACGGCUUCCCUUCGAUUUGAAGGAUCAAUCAAUGUCGAUCUGACCGAGUUUCAGACAAAUUUGGUCCCCUAUCCGCGUAUUCACUUCCCCCUCACCGCAUAUGCUCCUGUACUGUCCGCAGAGAAAGCUUAUCACGAACAGUUGACGGUUGGUCAGUUGACAAGCGCAUGUUUUGAACCUGCCAAUCAGAUGGUUCAAUGUGAUCCUCGUCGGGGCAAAUAUAUGGCAUGCUGUUUGCUCUACCGUGGUGACGUGUCUCCAAAUGAUGUUAACUCAUCAAUUGCUUCAAUAAAAACGAAACGAACUAUCCGAUUUGUGGACUGGUGCCCCACCGGAUUCAAGGUAGGCAUCAACUAUCAACCGCCAACUGUGGUUCCCGGUGGGGAUUUAGCCAAAACCUACCGAGCGGUGUGUAUGCUGAGUAAUUCAACAGCCAUUCGACGAUCGUGGGCCCGUUUGGAUCACAAAUUCGAUUUGAUGUAUCAUAAACGAGCUUUUGUACACUGGUAUGUCGGUGAGGGAAUGUCCGAGGACGAAUUCAGCAGCGCCCGUGAAGAUCUCGCAGCACUUGAACGAGACUAUUUGGAGGUUGGUUAUGAUUCGACGCCAAAAGAAAGUUCGCGCUAA